Molecule: messenger RNA, 1589 nt
Organism: Alnus glutinosa
Lineage: Eukaryota; Viridiplantae; Streptophyta; Magnoliopsida; Fagales; Betulaceae
Product: NAC domain-containing protein 87
Exons: 3
Coding region: 233-1339 (368 amino acids)
Biological process (GO): regulation of DNA-templated transcription
Molecular function (GO): DNA binding
Source: RefSeq, a predicted model, not a curated record
GCCUUUUUCCCUUUGCUCUACUUUCUUAACUGCUCUCUUCCAAUUUUUGUUUUCAAGCAUAACUUUCUCCCUCUUCUUAUCCUCGGCUUUUCGUAUAUAAUUAUUUAGCAGCCUGGGUUCCAUAUUUGCUGCUUUGUUAAUAUUUGUAUCUUUGUUUGGGUUGAGAAUACUGGGUUUGAUUUGUAUUCCUUCAAUCCUAUAGCUAGGCUAUAGAAAUCAAACUAGUUUACUCAUGGAAGAGGCUAUCGUGGUAAACAAAGGAGAGGACCUCAUCGAUUUGCCUCCAGGCUUUCGAUUUCACCCCACGGAUGAGGAGAUUAUAACUUGUUAUCUUACGGAGAAGGUGGUGAAUAGCAACUUCAGUGCAAGUGCUAUUGGAGAAGCUGAUCUGAAUAAGUGCGAGCCCUGGGAUUUGCCAAAGAAAGCGAAGAUGGGAGAGAAAGAAUGGUACUUCUUUUGCCAGAGAGAUAGGAAGUAUCCAACAGGCAUGAGAACGAAUCGAGCAACGGAAUCUGGAUAUUGGAAGGCCACCGGAAAGGAUAAGGAGAUAUACAAGGGGAAAGGCCGCCUUGUUGGGAUGAAAAAGACCCUUGUGUUCUAUAAAGGAAGAGCUCCAAAAGGAGAAAAAAGCAACUGGGUUAUGCACGAGUACCGACUAGAAGGCAAAUUCGCCUACUACAACCUUCCCAGGGCUGCAAAGGAUGAAUGGGUCGUCUGCAGAGUUUUCCACAAGAACAGUACAGGAAUAAAAAAGACGUCAGUCCCAGAGGACCUGCUGAGGAUGAACUCCUUUGGGGAUGAUCUCUUGGAUUAUUCUUCACUCCCACCUCUCAUGGAUCCUCCAUUUUCCAACACCAUCAGACCGUCCCCUCCCUACUUCUCAAUGAGGGAUCAGAACCACCAUCAGCCGCUAAAGCAACAAGACCAUAAGAUCUUCCAGCUCCCCACCAAUAAUUACACCCCCAUCACCACUAAUUACCAAGCUAGUAAUCCUAGUUUAUAUCCUCAAACUCCCAGUUUCUCCUUUCAGGCAAAUCUAAACCCCGGUUAUUUGCACCAAGGCUAUGGCUUUGGAAUCGCUGAACAGGGUGUUUUAAGAGCGGCUGCAACCAACAGCGGAACAUCUGGCUUAGAAAGGCCGUGCAAGGUGGAGCAGUUCUCAUCUAAUCAGUCCAUGGUCAGCCGCUCGCAGGACACCGGAGUUAGCACUGACAUGAACGCCGAGAUUUCGUCUGUUGUUUCAAAGCAAGAUGUAGGAAGCAAUAGGCCUUACGAUGACCUUGAUCAGGGUCCGUCGAUUGGCCCCAUUCCAGAUUUGGAUUGCUUGUGGGACUACUGAAGAGUACAAAAGAAGCAGCCUUGAUCCUUCAUUUCUUAGGUUAUUGUUUGAUUUCAAAUAGUCGCUUCCAAUAGGCCGGUAAUUAUUAGUCAGAAGAUGCCCUUGGACACACAACACUAUAUAGAUUCAUGAUGUCCAAACCUUUUCCGAUUGCAUUUUUAUCAAUAGAAGAUACCAAUGAAAUAUUUCAUGAGCAUUAUUAACUCAUGUACUGUACAUCGAUCUAUAUAUUCUUUCGAUCCUUGUGUUA